UCAUUCAUACUCUCUUUCUCAUUGUCCCACUCUUUCUUUCUCAAGCGCGCGGCCGCAAACAAACAUUACUCUUACUCUCUGAAUUCGGUGCUUCUAUUCUAUGGCGAUGGAGUUCGUGAGUCCUGAAGGCCUGCGGUUAGAUGGACGCCGGCCUAUGGAGAUGAGGCAGAUUCGAGCUGAACUGGGUGCCGUAUCCAAAGCUGAUGGCUCUGCUCUUUUUGAAAUGGGUAACACCAAGGUCAUUGCUGCAGUUUAUGGACCUAGAGAGGUCCAAAAUAGGAGUCAAGCAAAUGAGGAACGUGCACUGAUCCGUUGUGAGUAUAGCAUGGCAAAUUUUAGUACUGGAGAUCGUAGGAGGAAACCAAAGGGAGACAGACGGUCGACAGAGAUAUCUCUGGUUAUCCGCCAGACAAUGGAAGCUUGCAUAAUGACCCAUCUAAUGCCUCACUCUCAGAUAGACAUUUUUGUCCAAGUCCUCCAAGCAGAUGGAGGAACAAGAUCUGCCUGUAUAAAUGCAGCAACCUUGGCACUUGCAGAUGCUGGAAUUCCUAUGCAGGAUCUUGUUACUUCCUGUAGUGCCGGAUACCUGAAUAGCACUCCUUUACUAGAUCUAAAUUAUGUAGAGGAUAGUGCCGGGGGCCCUGAUGUAACAGUUGGAAUUCUUCCUAAGUUGGACAAAGUGACUCUUCUUCAGAUGGAUGCAAAGUUACAAAUGGACACUUUUGAAAAUGUAAUGCAGCUGGCAGUAGAGGGUUGUAAGGCAAUAGCAAGUUACAUAAAGGAGGUGUUACAUGAAAACACCAAGCAACUAGAAUAUCGGCGAGGUGCAUAGGUUUCAUGAUGGUGGUGAGAAACUUUCUGUUUGUUUUCUCCUGAGCAGCAGGAAUUCAUCAGCAGCAUUCCAACCCUUUUGAUUUGAACACCACCCUUAAUAUAUUUAGAGGGAGGGUGAAUUGAUGGUGGAGGAGGAACUGUUUCCUUUCCCCAUUGUAAGUGAUUCUUGUUAUAUGAUUAAGAGCUAAGUAAGACAGAUCAAUUUGAAAUCUAUCUUUUUGUUUCCUGAAUCUAGUGGAUCUCUUUUCUUUUUAUCUUCCAUUUCUCCAAUGCAAAUACAUUUUUUUUGGUUAUGAA
Molecule: messenger RNA, 1131 nt
Organism: Impatiens glandulifera
Lineage: Eukaryota; Viridiplantae; Streptophyta; Magnoliopsida; Ericales; Balsaminaceae
Product: exosome complex component RRP41 homolog
Exons: 10
Coding region: 101-832 (243 amino acids)
Biological process (GO): poly(A)-dependent snoRNA 3'-end processing; U4 snRNA 3'-end processing; nuclear mRNA surveillance
Cellular component (GO): nucleolus; cytoplasmic exosome (RNase complex); nuclear exosome (RNase complex)
Source: RefSeq, a predicted model, not a curated record